This is a messenger RNA of Striga asiatica, 964 nucleotides long. Lineage: Eukaryota; Viridiplantae; Streptophyta; Magnoliopsida; Lamiales; Orobanchaceae. The record is from the annotation of a GenBank genome assembly.
AUGGAAAAUAAAGGUCAAGGGCGGAUAUACUUUGGGGAGGAUUUAGGAGCACGGGAUGAAUUCAGGCUGAGAAAUCGAACACCUCACGAGCAAAAAUCGAACGGAAUUUGGUCUUCUGACCUCACGCGACCUCUUCUGACCUCACGCGACCUCGCCGUCAUGCCGGCUUCACGACCUCCCCGUCACGCCGGCUUCACGACCUCGCCGUCACGCCGUCUUCACGACCUCGCCGGACUCUUCAGGACCUCGCCGGAAUUUGGAUUUCCUUCAUAUGUUCAAGCCUCUAUUGCUGCCAACACCUGGGUUGUAAGUGGUACUCCUCAGAGUAAGAAUUUCUUUCUCAACCCCCAAUGUCCUCCAAAUAGUUAUCACAGUCCCGAUAACUUGGAGAAUUUGAAGAAAUUGGCGGAACAAUUCCAGAAACAGGGUCCCACUGCUGGUGAAAGUGUGCCACAAGCAAUUGAUGAUGAUGAUGAGGUGCCUGAGCUUGUUGCUGGCGAGACUUUCGAAGCUGCUGCCGAGGAGAGCGACACCCAAAAAGCAUCUUAAAUUCAAUGGCUCCUUCAAUUUUUAUACUGUAUGCCUAUAUCAAGUGUUUCGAAAAUCUUUUAAUAGAUGGACCCAUAACAAAAUUGUGGUUCUAUUUGCUUUCUGUUGGUUAUUAUUCCAUUAUUCAAAAGGGCUCUUUGCGCAUUUUAGCCAUUCUCGACUGAGUUGUUUUGAAACUUGAGGUCGUAAGAGUAUGUGUGGGUCCAUUGAGAGUGGUUAGUAGUAAGAAGGUAGUGCCUAAGAGGAGCUCUUUUGUGGUUGUCCUCGAUUUUGUGCUUUUGUGUUGUAAAAUGUUGGUUUUAACAUUUUUUUUUUGUCAAGUUUGUGCCUCUAGUGGGUUUGGUUCCAAGGCCAUUUUAAAUUUGAACUGCUGCUUGGUUGAAAUGUCUUAUUUCGAUUUCAUUGUCAACUAAGA